Messenger RNA from Penicillium soppii, 504 nucleotides. RefSeq lists its product as uncharacterized. Bases 1 to 504 code for a protein of 167 amino acids. Lineage: Eukaryota; Fungi; Ascomycota; Eurotiomycetes; Eurotiales; Aspergillaceae. Gene Ontology annotation, cellular component: BLOC-1 complex. The transcript has 2 exons. The record is from RefSeq and is a predicted model, not a curated record. Gene Ontology annotation, biological process: endosome organization.
AUGUCCGCAGCCUCGAUUCCCGACACUUCGCUGGGCCUUACCUCCUCCGAGAUCCAGAUCCUCCGACAACAGCAGCAGAUUGCCCUGCAGGGCGGCCAUGCCGGCAAUGGGGUCACCCGGGGCAGAGGAGCAGGGACAACCAGCAACUCCAGCUCUCGCGCUACCAGUGCCGCCAGCAGCCAGGGCCGUCUGCUGCUGGACCCUAUGAGCCUACGCGCACUAUCGCACCAGCUCGAUGGGCUCCAGGCGCAAAUACACCACCGCAUCGAAUAUCUCGAGGACCAAAUGCAGCGCUCUAUCGCAAAUACCUAUGACCGUGCGGGAAACGUCAUCCGCAAUGCCGAUGCCGAAAUUGCCCGCACCCGCGAGAUUCUGGCCUCCAUCGACGAUUUGGAUAAUGAGUUGGCAAAGAUCUCUCAUAUUCGCGAUAUCGUCAAGGGAUUUCGUGGCCGAAUCGAGAAUAUAGAUCAUCGCAUAGAUCAGAGUUCUCGCCGCCGACGAUGA